This is a messenger RNA of Brachypodium distachyon (stiff brome), 6123 nucleotides long. Its product is annotated as DDB1- and CUL4-associated factor homolog 1. NCBI's taxonomy places the organism in Eukaryota, Viridiplantae, Streptophyta, Magnoliopsida, Poales, Poaceae. Gene Ontology annotation, cellular component: nucleus; Cul4-RING E3 ubiquitin ligase complex. Gene Ontology annotation, biological process: protein ubiquitination. The record is from RefSeq and is a predicted model, not a curated record. The transcript has 14 exons. Bases 131 to 5845 code for a protein of 1904 amino acids. Gene Ontology annotation, molecular function: protein binding.
ACGGGUUCUUUCUUCCCCGCCGUUCUCCGAUUCGCCAUUAACAUCCCCACCGCCACACUCUUUCUUUCUCCGAUUCGCCAUUAACCUCUCCCUCCCUCCCGGCGCGCGCACGCACGCAACCCUAAUCCUAAUGGCGGACGAACCACCCGCCGCCGCCGCCGUGCCGAAGCAGGACGAGGGGGACGCCGAGGUGCUGGCCCGCGCGGGGGCCGUGAUCUCGCGGGUCGUCGAGCGCGGCGAGGCCAACCCCAACCCGCGCCUGCUGCACACUCUCGCCACCAUCUGCGAGGACCAGGAAGCCAGGCAUUUUCAUGAAUGUGCAAGUAAUCCGACGUUCAACAACGCAAACUCAAUGAGUUCACAUGCAAUAGGCAAGCUGGCAAAUUUGCUCAGGGAGAAUGAUGAGUUCUAUGAACUAGUGUUUUGCAAGUUCUUGUCGGAUACAUCAUACUCUGUGGCAGUACGCUGUGCUGCUGCUAGGCUGCUCCUAAGCUGCCAUUCUGCAUGGACGUUUCCCCAUGCUUUUGAAGAUGCUAUUAUAGAAAAUAUAAAACGCUGGAUAAAGGAAGACGGCGAAGCAUCCAAUGAAUGUGAACUGAAGCAUUUAGGAAGCCAUAAGAAACCUACAGAUGUUGAGAUGCUGAGAACAUACGCUAUUGGGUUGCUUUAUAUGGCUCUGUGUAGCAAUGUGAACUUGGUAGAAGAUGUCUUGAACAUGGGAGUAUCAGCCAAGCUCAUGCGUUUCUUGCGAACACGAGUCCAUGGGGAUGGCACAUCUUCACAGAGAGAUGCAAGUCUUCCAGUAGAUACCAGGCACCCUCGGGUUAGAGAUGAGAGUAGAGGCAAAGUGCAGUUGGUUCAAGACAGUUCUGGAUUGGAUGGAACAAAGGCUGGAGAUGGAAUAUCGACUGACCCAACUUUGGAGAAAGGCUUUGAUCAUGGUGUUGGAAUGACGCAACCACAUGGAGAAUUGUCGAUGGAUGACACUAUCUACCUGCAACGUGAGAAUGGUGAUUCUUCAUUUGAUCCUGCUGAUAUGCCUCAGGCUGAUAGGAUGAUGUGCUCAGCCGGCUCAGAUACUAAGCCAGUCAAUGGGGAAAAGCACCCCACAUGCGAAAGCUUGAGAGAUGAACUUCUGAAGAGAAAGCUGGGUCGUACAGGAUCUCGACUAAGAGGAAAAAACAAAGCAGGUGAAAGCUUGCCUGAAAGUGAAUGUUCACCUUUAUCACCAACCUCACGAUUGAGAGUGGGAAGUCGGGCGAGCAGAGACAAGAAUGCGGCAAAGGUUGAGGACCCAAAGCAAGCAAUCGAUUUGAACAAUAGCUCUGCAGAUAUUGAGCCUUAUACUGCCAUUUCCAAAGAAGAGUUUGAAGACCGGUUCAGGGAUUGCAUUAUCGGUUUGAAGGAUAUAACUGACAUUGUUUUGAAGGCAGUGAGAGCUGCAGAAGCGGAAGCCAGGUCUGCAAAUGCACCUGAUGAAGCUGUGAAAGCAGCAGGUGAUGCUGCUGCUGAGCUUGUCAAAUCUGCUGCUUUAGAGGUUUGGAAAAGUGAAAAUAGUGGAGAUGCUGUUGUAUUAGCAGCUGAGAAAGCUGCAGCUGCUGUAAUCGAUGCUUCCAUGUCAACUAGCGUCUCACGAAGCUCUGAUCAAGUUAAUAAAGAGCAUGUUGUUGAGGAAGCUGCUAAAAUCAGCGAGGACCAGGAUUUGGAAGAUUUUGUUAUCGUUGACCAGGAGCAGCUCUUGCAACUUAAAGAAAAAUAUUGCAUUCUGUGCUUGCAGAUUUUGGGAGAGUAUGUUGAAGCUUUGGGUCCUGUGCUCCAUGAAAAGGGUAUUGAUGUUUGCCUCGCAUUAUUGCAACGGGGCAUCAAGGACAAUGAAAGACGUGGCCACUUUAUGCUACUUCAUGAAAUCGUUCGAUUAAUUUGUGCCCUGGCUGCCCACCGAAAAUUUGCUGCACUAUUUGUUGAUCGGGGUGGUAUUCAGAAGAUCCUGUCUGUCCCCAGAAUAACUCAGACAUAUACUUCUCUUUCUACAUGCUUAUUUACUUUUGGUUCUCUCCAGUCUACCAUGGAACGUGUCUGUGCACUCUCUUCUGACACGAUCAACAAUGUGGUUGAACUAGCGCUUCAACUUCUGGAAUGCCCACAAGAUCCAGCUAGAAAAAAUGCAGCCAUAUUCUUUGCUGCUGCGUUUGUAUUCAAAGCUGUUCUGGAUGCAUUUGAUGCACGUGAUGGGAUGCAAAAAGUUCUGAAUAUUUUACAUGUUGCUGCAUCUGUAAGGUCUGGUGGUAACUCUGGAGGAUUAGGAUCCUCAAAUUUAAAUCAAGGGAAUGAUCGAUCGCCUGCAGAGGUUCUAACUCAAUCAGAAAAGCAAGUUGCAUAUCAUUCAUGUGUUGCACUACGGCAAUAUUUUAGAGCUCAUCUCCUCCAGCUUGUCGAUUCCAUCCGGCCUAGCAAGAGUAUCCGCAGUAUUGCUCGGAAUACUUCCAGUGCAAGAGCUGGUUACAAACCUUUUGACAUUGGCAAUGAGGCUAUGGAUGCUAUUUUUCGUCAGAUCCAGCGCGACAGAAAGUUAGGACCUGCUCUUGUGAGAGCUCGUUGGCCUGUGGUGGAUAGAUUCUUAGCCUCUGGUGGCCACAUAACCAUGCUAGAGUUAUGCCAGGGUCUACCUGUUGAUCGGUAUCUUCGUGACUUGGCUCAAUAUGCAUGUGGAGUUCUUCAAAUCAUAACACUUAUGCCACAGAGCCGGAAAUUGAUAGUCCAAGCUACACUAAGUAACAGCCGUCUUGGUAUGACUGUUUUAUUAGAUAUAGCAAACAGUGUUGUUGGCUAUGUUGAUCCUGAGGUGUUAUGUCCAGCAUUGAAUGUGCUUGUCAAUCUUGUAUGCCCCCCUCCUUCUAUCAGCAACAAGCAGUACUCAGCUGCAAAUCAGCAACCUGCCGCUGCCCAAGCACUUGCAGGGAGUUAUUCAGAAAGCAGAGAUCGGAAUGCUGAAAAAAGUAACUCAGAUAGAAUUCUAGCAGCGAAUCAGAAUGAAUCUCGGGAGCGAUAUGGUGAAGGAACACCAGUUGUGCCAUCUGGAGUAGUUGGUGAUAAGAGAAUAUCUUUAGGCAUAGGAGCUGGGGGUCCUGGUCUUGCUGCUCAAUUGGAACAAGGGUAUCGCCAAGCUCGAGAAUUAGUCAGAGCCAAUAAUGGUAUAAAGAUUCUUUUACAGCUUCUUGGUACUCGGAUGGUUACACCUCCCAUGGCUAUUGAUCUUAUUCGAGCUCUUGCCUGUCGUGUACUGCUUGGCUUGGCUAGAGAUGAUACAAUUGCACAUAUGCUGACAAAGCUCCAGGUAGGGAAGAAAUUAUCGGAACUGAUUCGUGAUACCAGUGCCCAGACACCUGGUGGUGAGAAUGGAAGAUGGCUAACCGAGCUGACCCAAGUAGCAAUUGAACUUAUUGCGAUCCUGACAAAUUCUGGAAAAGAAACAACCUUGGCAGCAACAGAUGCUGCUGCUCCAGCACUGAGGCGCAUUGAGCGAGCUGGCAUAGCUGCUGCUACUCCUAUCUCAUACCAUUCCAGGGAAUUGAUGCAACUGAUACAUGAACAUCUCCUUGGAUCUGGUUUGGCUGCUACUGCUGCCAUGUUGCAGAAAGAGGCUGACAUUACACCUUUGCCAUCGACAGGUGCAGUGCUUCCUGGCCACCAGCACCAGGCCACUGCCCUUGAAGCCUCAUCUGUUGAACAACAGUGGCCUUCUGGUCGUGUUCAAGCAUGUCUGCAAGAUAAAACAAUGAUUGCUACCGAUCAAGCUGGCAAGGGAUCUGAUUCUGUCGUGCCGUCUUCUAAGAAGAAGGCACUGGUAUUCUCAUCCAGUUUCUCUAAACGAAGUCAACCUUUGCUUCCGUUUUCUGGUAAUAGAGCAAGCAAUAGCCUGCGAAGUCCUGUACCUGCUGGAAAUAUGGACAGUAUGACUUGCGCUGCUUCUGCUGCUGGAGAUGCAGAGACGUCACAUAUAAUACCAACGCCGUUCCCACUUAAGAGGAAGCUUGUGGAUACAGAGAUUAGUUCCGCAUCAGCAGCAAAGCGUCCUGCAAAAGUUGAUCAUGUAUGCCAAUCUCCUGUAUUCCAAACUCCUGCUCCUACUCGCAGAGGCCUGUCUGUAGCAAUUGAUUCUCCUACUGUCGCAUUUCAUUCAGGACGGACAAACUUCAACAACGUUUCGUCAGAGAACUUGGAAGAUUCUCAAGGCACACCUGGAGUGGUAACGGGCACACCUCAUCUCGGAGCAAAUGAUCAACAAUCUGGAAAUUCAGAGCGCAUGACACUUGACUCGUUAGUUGUACAGUACUUGAAACACCAGCACCGUCAAUGUCCUGCUCCAAUAACAACUUUGCCACCACUCUCUCUGCUGCACCCUCAUGUUUGCCCUGAGCCUAGCCGCAGCAUUAGUGCACCAGCAAAUGUGGCUGUUCGUAUGGGAAGCCGUGAGAUAUGUAGGCAGUUUAGUGGGAUCCAAGCACCUCGCAGGGAUCGUCAAUUUAUAUACAGCAGGUUCAAGCUGUGUCGUGUUUGCCGUGAUGAGUCGUCGCUGUUGACUUGCAUGACAUUUCUUGGAGAGGCAUCACGAGUGGCUGCUGGAAACCAUACUGGUGAAUUAAGAAUAUUUGACUGCAACACUGCAAAUCUCUUAGAGACACAAUCAUGCCAUCAACAUCUUGUUACAAUGGUCGAGUCAACAUCUUCUGGUGGAAAUGAGCUGAUUCUCUCAUCUAGCAUAAAUGAGGUUAAGCUCUGGGAUGCUUCCUCGUUAUCUACGGGGCCUUUGCAAACAUUUGAGAAUUGCAAAUCUGCUAGGUUUAACCAUGCUGGGACUUUGUUCGCCACCCUUUCUACUGAUGAAACUCAGCAGGCUGUUUUGUUGUAUGAUGUCCAGACACAUAAUAUUGAUAGACAGUUUCCUGACAACUCCAGCCUUUCAGAUUCAAACCGUGGUUACGUACAACCCAUUAUACAUUUCAGUCCUUCAGAUGAUAUGUUUCUGUGGAACGGGGUCCUGUGGGACAUACGAAGUCCGAACCCUGUCCAUCAGUUCGACCUUUUUACAGACUACUGUGGUGGCGGCUUCCAUCCUGCUGGAAAUGAGGUGAUCAUAAAUUCGGAGGUGUGGGAUUUGAGGAAAUUUAAGCUUCUGAAGAGUGUCCCUUCCCUGGACCAGACAGUAAUAAAGUUCAAUGGCAGGGGUGACGUUAUCUAUGCCACCCUCAGGCGUAAUCUUGAGGAUAUAACGUCAGCCAUUAAUACUCGUAGGGUCAGGCAUCCUCUGUUCCCUGCAUUCCGCACGAUUGAUGCUGUGACUUACACAGAUAUUGCAACCGUCCAAAUAGACCGGGGCGUCCUUGAUCUUGCUACCGAGCCCAAUGAUUCCCUUCUGGGUGUUGUCGCUAUGGAUGACCCUGGCGAGAUGUUCUCUUCUGCUCGCUUAUUUGAAGUUGGCAGGAAGCGACCAACUGAUGAUGAUUCAGAUCCGGAGGACGCAGGGGACACAGAGGACGACGACGAUGACGACGAUGACGACUCGGAUGUUGAUGUUCUCCUUGGGACCAAUUUAGCUCUCGGUGACUCGGAUUCUGAUGAUGAUCCAAGUAACAGCAGUGAUGAUGAUGGUGGUGACGACGAUGACGAUGAGGAGGGUAUUGACAGUGGUGAUGAGAAUGAUGAUGAUGCUGACUUUGAAGAAGAAGGCGAGUUUGAUGUGGGAGGGGGUUUGCUGGAGAUUAUGGGUGACCGUGAUGGCGAUGACAGUGAUAUGAUCGAGUCCUUUAGCAGCGGUGACGAAGAAGGUGGUGGUUGGAUGAUGUAAGAGUAUAGAGGGGCUGGAUUUUUCUGGAGACUGCGUUGCCGUGGUGGAUGCAAGAGCAAGGCUAGUUGCUGAAGGAAAAACUUAAAAGAGUUGUAGGCUCAACUUAAAGAGUUGUAAUUAUUGCCCGGUUGGAAGAACACGUUGGUGUAGUCGUUAGAGCGCAUCGCAAGUCUUGAGGCAUUUAGAUGUUGUAUGUAAAGCAGUUGAGAUUUUUUGCUGUUUAUCGAUCAAAUUUUGGGAAAUUCAUUUAUCAGAUCUCAGUUGUGUUGUGCUGUCUA